AGCUCGAAUAUCAUACAGGAUUUAUGUAGGCUAUUAGGUUAUUAUUGUCACAAAAACAUCAAGCGUCUCAUCUUCAACUGCAAUGGAAUACAUUCGUCCGGUUAAUUAGACGCCUUCGAAUCGGGCCUGUUUUCGCAGUACACAAAGCAAUGUGGAGCAAAUAAAGAUCCUGAUACACUGAAACCAGAGAAUAUAGAUAAUGGGCUGUGUACAAUGCAAGGAUAAAGAAGCAACGAAACUCACGGACGACCGAGACACCAGCAUCUCCCAGAGUGCCCCAGGCUUCCGCUAUGGCGCCGAUCCCACGCCGCAGCACCAGCACUACCCCAGCUUCGGGGUCACCGCCAUCCCCAACUUCAACAACUUCCAGGCGCCUGUCGGCCAGGGGAUGACCGUCUUCGGAGGGGUCAACACCUCCUCCCACACCGGGACCCUACGCACCCGUGGCGGAACAGGAGUCACCCUCUUCGUGGCACUUUACGACUAUGAGGCGCGGACAGAGGACGACCUCAGCUUCAGGAAAGGGGAGAGGUUUCAGAUUAUCAACAGCACUGAAGGGGACUGGUGGGAUGCUCGUUCCCUCACCACCGGUGGAAAUGGUUACAUCCCCAGUAAUUACGUGGCUCCAGUGGACUCCAUCCAGGCUGAGGACUGGUACUUUGGGAAACUAGGCCGGAAGGAUGCAGAGAGGCAGCUGCUGUUCGCUGGUAACCCCCGUGGCACUUAUCUCAUCAGAGAGAGCGAAACCACAAAAGGUGCCUUCUCCCUGUCCAUACGAGACUGGGAUGACGUGAAGGGAGACCACGUGAAGCAUUAUAAGAUCCGUAAGCUGGACAGUGGCGGUUACUACAUCACUACCAGAGCUCAGUUUGAGACCCUACAGCAGCUGGUGCAGCACUACUCAGAGCGGGCAGCGGGGCUGUGUUGUCGCUUGGUAGUGCCCUGCCACAAAGGGAUGCCCCGCCUCACCGACCUGUCCGUCAAAACCAAAGACGUGUGGGAGAUCCCGCGGGAGUCACUGCAGCUCAUCAAGCGUCUGGGGAAUGGGCAGUUUGGGGAGGUCUGGAUGGGAACGUGGAACGGCACCACUAAGGUGGCGGUGAAGACUCUGAAGCCGGGCACCAUGUCUCCUGAGUCCUUCCUGGAAGAAGCCCAGAUCAUGAAGAAGCUCCGCCAUGACAAGCUGGUGCAGCUCUACGCUGUGGUGUCUGAGGAACCCAUCUACAUCGUCACUGAGUACAUGGGCAAAGGAAGCCUCCUGGAUUUCCUGAAGGAUGGGGAGGGACGAGGACUGAAGCUGCCCAAUUUGGUUGACAUGGCAGCCCAGGUGGCAGCAGGCAUGGCGUACAUCGAGAGGAUGAACUACAUUCACAGAGACCUGCGCUCAGCUAAUAUCCUGGUCGGGGACAACCUGGUGUGUAAGAUCGCCGACUUCGGAUUGGCCAGGCUGAUUGAGGACAAUGAGUACACAGCACGGCAAGGUGCUAAGUUCCCUAUUAAGUGGACGGCCCCGGAGGCUGCGCUGUUUGGGAAGUUCACCAUCAAGUCAGACGUGUGGUCGUUCGGCAUCCUGCUCACUGAGCUGGUCACCAAGGGACGGGUACCCUACCCAGGGAUGAACAACCGGGAGGUGCUGGAGCAGGUGGAGCGAGGCUACAGGAUGCCCUGUCCCCAGGACUGCCCCAUCUCCCUCCACGAGCUCAUGGUGCAGUGCUGGAAGAAGGACGCCGAGGAGAGGCCCACCUUCGAGUACCUGCAGGCCUUCUUGGAGGACUACUUCACGGCCACGGAGCCACAGUACCAGCCAGGGGACAACCUCUAAACGCUGGGCUCUGGGCUAGGAACAGGACUGGACUGAACCGUAGCUCUCUGGAGCCCCACCAGGGACCAGGGACCUGUACAUCUUCCUCAACUUAACAGAGCAUCUUGUCUCAACUCUCCUCACUCUCCGUGGCUGACCCUAAGACUCAACAGACUGGAUACCAGAGGUUUUGUGUGUGAGGGAGAGGGGGGUUUGAUCUAGCUGGGGCUGGGUUAAAUAGGU
Molecule: messenger RNA, 2044 nt
Organism: Salvelinus namaycush (lake trout)
Lineage: Eukaryota; Metazoa; Chordata; Actinopteri; Salmoniformes; Salmonidae
Product: tyrosine-protein kinase Fyn-like
Exons: 13
Coding region: 200-1822 (540 amino acids)
Biological process (GO): cell surface receptor protein tyrosine kinase signaling pathway; cell differentiation; T cell receptor signaling pathway
Cellular component (GO): extrinsic component of cytoplasmic side of plasma membrane
Molecular function (GO): non-membrane spanning protein tyrosine kinase activity; ATP binding; signaling receptor binding
Source: RefSeq, a predicted model, not a curated record